This is a messenger RNA of Cucurbita pepo subsp. pepo (vegetable marrow), 927 nucleotides long. NCBI's taxonomy places the organism in Eukaryota, Viridiplantae, Streptophyta, Magnoliopsida, Cucurbitales, Cucurbitaceae. The record is from RefSeq and is a predicted model, not a curated record.
AUGGCUCUAAUUGUCUCUCUAAUUUUCUUAAUCUUCUCCGCCGUCUUCGCCGCUCCCAGCAAUGAAUAUGGCUUCUCCGUCGAAAUGAUCCACCGUGACUCCCCCAAGUCUCCUAUGUACAACCCAUCGGAGUCCCACUACCACCGUCUAGCUAACACCCUCCGCCGCUCCAUCCUUCUUAACAAAGCGGUGGCGCUGUUAGACACGGCAGAGGCGCCAAUGUUCAACGACAGAGGAGAAUAUCUCGUGGAGGUAUCACUUGGAACGCCGCCGUUUCCAAUCCUAGCCGUUGCUGAUACAGGAAGCGACAUCGUUUGGACGCAAUGCCAACCAUGCCCAAAAUGCUUCGAGCAAACCGCGCCGAUGUUUGACCCGAGUAAAUCGUCGACUUACAAGAUAAUCCCCUGUUCCUCGCCGAGUUGCGCCUUGGCUGGACAAGAACGUUCUUGCUCCGAUCGGUCUGAGUGUCGAUACUCGAUUAGUUACGGUGAUGGGUCCCACAGCAACGGCGAUUUUGCCGUUGAUACCCUCACCAUGGGGUCCACCUCCGGUCGCCCCGUGGCAUUUUCUCGUACUAUGGUUGGUUGUGGUCACGACAGUGGUGGUACUUUUAGUACUAAUGUCUCCGGGAUUGUUGGACUUGGUCGAGGUCCGGCGUCGCUCGUCCCGCAGAUGGGCGCCGCCUCCGGCGGCAAAUUUUCCUACUUUCCGUCCGUGACGGUGCACUUUGAAGGCGCCGAUGUCCCCCUCCGUCGUGAAAAUGUGUUCGUUAUGGUGGCGGAGAAUGUUGUUUGCUUGGCCUUCCGCGGUGGCGAUGGGCAAAGUAUUUCCAUCUACGGCAACAUUGCACAGAUCAAUUUCAUUGUUGGUUAUGAUGUUACGAGGAACUCUGUCUCCUUUAAGCCGGCGAAUUGUUCGGCUAUGUGA